Messenger RNA from Pieris macdunnoughi, 1839 nucleotides. The record is from the annotation of a GenBank genome assembly. Lineage: Eukaryota; Metazoa; Arthropoda; Insecta; Lepidoptera; Pieridae.
AUGAAUGAGGAGGCUCUGUUGGCACGGGCUUCCGAGGAGCGGGAGCGUAUCUUUCAGAGAUACGAACGCGGCAGAGAGAAUCUCGUCGGUCAAAUCGACCCGUGGGAAGAUCCAGAGUUCGAGGACUAUCACAAAACUGAUAGAUAUGGUUUCAUCCACGAUGAGCGUUUGCCGCGAAAAACGGCGCCUCAAAAGAUUAAUGUUGAAGUUGAAAGGGAGAAGAAAUGGGUUAAGAUGCUGGCAUCCUGGGAUUCUCCUGCUACAAAGGAAAAAUUACAUAGAAGAAUAUAUAAAGGCAUUCCAAAUUCUCUAAGAAUUAAAAUAUGGUGUAAACUUUUAGAUGUUAAUCGAAUAAAAUCAGAUAACCCAGGGAAAUAUCAAGAAAUGUUGAAAUUAGCUAAAAUUUGGUCAACUGAUGUCAGACAAAUAGAUUCCGAUGUAAACAGGCAGUUUCGUGAGCAUCAAUUCUAUCGAGAACGAUACUCUGAAAAACAAUGUUCACUUUUUAAUGUUCUAUGUGCUUAUAGCAUGUACAAUACUGAAGUUGGUUACUGUCAAGGCAUGUCUGGAUUGGCUGGUGUAUUACUUAUGUAUAUGGAUGAAGAGGAUGCAUUCUGGGCAUUAGCCAUUUUACUGUCAGAAAAAAAAUAUAACAUGCAUGGGCUGUAUAUUGAAGGUUUCCCUAAAUUAACUAGGUUCUUAGAGCACCAUGAUAAGAUACUCACAAAGUUUAUGCCUAAGUUGAAAUUCCAUUUUGAUAAGUAUGGAUUGGAUGCCAUUUUAUACUCUUUAAAGUGGUAUUUUGUUUGUUUUGUUGAACGUGUACCGUUUAGUUUAUGUUUGAGAGUUUGGGAUAUAUUUUUACAUGAUGGCGAACGUGUUAUAACUGCGAUGGCGUAUACAAUUCUUAAGCUUCACAAAAAGGCUAUUAUGAAGUUAAAUGAUAUGGAUCUUAUUGUGAAUUACAUUCAAGUGAAACUGCAUAAAGACUUUGGUUAUGAAGAUGACAUAGUUAUCUACAAUUUAGAGCGAUCCAUGGAAGAAUUGAAGCGGGCGAAAUUGGACUACCCUGGUCUACCACCACCGAAUGAGUUACCUAAAAGGCAACUUGGAGUUUUCAUUGAGCCGGAUAAAAAAUCCAAAAUUGGUCAGCGAGCCGAAAGUUUCUCUGAUACGGAGAAACACGCUAGGGCUACUGUGAUUCUAAGACGUGAAAAAGCAGCUGUAGAGUUGCAGGAGCUCAGGGUGUCUCAAAGCGACACGGUCUCAGAGCACAGCACAGUAGCCGGCGUCCGUUGCGAGGACUCAUUAUCUGUGCUUGGAUCAAGACGCUCUCUAGCGGACACAAGUGUAACCAGCACCGCGGAUUUGAGUGUUUUCUCAAGUGGACGGUCCCACGCGCCAGAGAAUUCAUUAGAUACACAUAGCAACAUUAGCGAUGACGCUACCGGGUCAGAUGGGUCCGGGAUAUGCGGCUUAAGCAUUCAAAGAGCUAUGUCUACGCCAAGGCAGACCGUCCAUUCAACCCCGCGUGGAAGUCCACAUCCAUCUUCAGUUUCACCAACUUCGGAGGACGUUGUUCGUAUUCACGUCACUUAUAGCCCACUAGCCGCCAGCCCAUCGCACUUACGGCCCGUAAGUCCUUCGAAAUACAAGUCAUAUGAUGUACAGAAGCCCACCUCUCUAGGUUUUUAUGCUACGAACGGGUCAACUAAUACUGAAAAUACUAUAAGAAUUCAAGUGCCAUCCGAAGAAUUAUUAACUCCAAUAGUCGAUUCCGGGCGUAUCAUCACACAAAGAUAUAUUGAAUCUCAUUCGGGAAUCUAUGAUAUUAAAUAA